ACGGAGCGUUCCCGGCUGCCGGUUACGGCAAUGCAUUUGGGACAAUUUAGGCCAUUUCUCUCUUCUUCUUCUUCUUUUUUUUUUUUUGUUUCUUUUGAGUUCCGCGCUGUGCUCCGCCACUAACGGCCCCUGACGGAGGAACGGAGCCUGAGGCGGCUGGAGUGGAUACUGGGACCAAAGCUUCCGCCUCCCUGCUGGCCUCAGGCUUGAAAAGCAAUUGUCAUGCUGUCUUAUGUAGAAAAAUUCCACUGUAUAAUCAUAUUGUUCUGUAAAAUAAACAGUGCUAUAGUGUAGUAAUAUUAACACAUUGCAAGCAAACUUCAGAAUGAGCAAGCGAACCAGGGGUGAAAUUCCUUUAGGAAGGAUGAGCACAGCAGCAUUCCCAUCUCCAGCUGCCGAAAUGGCAGAAAUGAAUCGAAUUCAGUAUGAAAUUGAAUAUACCGAAGGGAUCAACCAGAGAAUGAGAGUUCCAGAAAAACUCAAGGUAGCACCACCAAAUGCUGACCUUGAGCAAAGUUGUCCUGAAGGAGGGCUUCCAAAUGCCAGUGUAACAAUGCAGGUGCCAGAGCGGAUUGUAGUGGCAGGUAAUAGUGAAGACAUUCCACUUUCUAGACCCCCAGAUCUAGAUCUUCUACAGUCAACUCCAUUCAAGUCUCUGUCGCUGAAAACUCCUCCCCGUGUUAUUUCACUUAGUGAUCGUCCACUAGAUUUUCUGGACUUAGAGAGACCUCCUCCUCACACUCCUCAGAAUGAAGAGAUUCGGUCAGUAGGAAGGCUGAAAAGAGAACGUUCCAUGAGUGAAAAUGCAACUCGUCAGAAUGGCCAGUUGAUGAGAAAUGAAGCACUUGUGACACCAUCACCUCAACAGGUUCGUGUCUGCUCUCCCCAAAAGUUUUCUGAAGAUGGACCUAGUCUUUACUCUGCUCGGGGCAUUUUGUCGCUUAUCCAGUCUUCUACUCGUAGGGCUUACCAGCAAGUCUUGGAUGUGCUGGAUGAAAACCGCAGGCCAGUGUUACGUGGUGGGUCAGCAGCUGUCAGUUCCUCAAGCCGCCAUCACGAUGAAGCCAGAUAUACUCUUUCAAAUAUAGACACAUCAUUAGAGGGAGCAUCAGAAGAUAUGACAGUUGUGGAUGCUGCUUCUUUAAGACGACAGAUAAUAAAACUUAAUCGCCGCCUACAACUUCUGGAAGAAGAAAAUAAAGAACGAGCUAAAAGGGAGAUGAUCAUGUAUUCAAUCACUGUAGCCUUUUGGCUACUAAAUAGUUGGCUUUGGUUUCGGCGCUAAAAUUAGCUUCUACAUUUAAAAAGAUCUGACAGUGAGGAAAUUCAAAAAAAUUACAAAGCCCUUUGUUCCUGUCUCUGAAUUGUAUGGUGACUUAUGACCCGUGCACUGGAAACGUCAGCCACUGUAUAAAAACUGUAACGUAUUACAGUGUUAAAAGGAUGCUUGGACUUUUUUUUUCAAGUUGUUGUAACAUUCUGUUAACAUUUUUUUUUUUUGCAUGAUAAUGUAUAUUUGAACUGUAUUAUUUUGCAAAUGGAAAUGUCUUCACCCUGUAAAGGUAUCUUACAGACACUUCUCUUUGCAUAGAAAGACAAACGCGGAUUUUUCAAAUAAUCUACAAAAUGGUGUAACUUGCAGUAGGUUUUUCAUUGUUUUUGUAUUAUUAAAUACAGCACCUUUAUUGUUAACUAAUUGCACUUGUUUCGUUUAGCCAAAAAUUUUUUGCGGUUUGCCAGAUGAAAUGGCAUCCUAAUUUAUCUAUAUCUCUCAUUCUGGCAACUGUACAUAUUGACUAAAACAAUUAUUUGCUAGAAUGUCAGCAGAUUAUCCAGAGGUAUGUGUAAAAUGUUGUUUAGCUUUAAUUUUGCUUUUUUUCCUUAAAAAAUAAAAUUUUAAGUAAGCCUGAGUGAUUCAAAGAUUAUGGAACAAAGUACCAACAGUAGUGUAAUUCAUAAAAGUAAAGAGAUUGUAAUUUCUUAUCAUUGCACUGAAUUGUAUUCUUUGUUCUUUGGAUAUGUACAAACUUGCAGUUGGAACUACUUAACUUUCUAUUUUGAGCUAAAACAUCUUUUAUUUCUUUAGUUCUACACAGCAUCUCAAAUCACUGUUUCUAUUUAAGCGGUUAUUUUCUUGUUUGUUCUUACACAUUGAGUCCAACCAUUUGCACAUACAUUAUUUUCCUACACAAUGUUCACCGUGUGUUUUAUUUUAAAAGUUCUACCUUCUUGGAAAGUGAUGUAAAAUAAUAAAAUGUUGACAUCAAAAGCAUUUGUGAACCAUGAAAAACAAAAUCUAGUCUCUAAAUAAUUUCAAUAAUUAAAGAUUAGAUAAAA
Molecule: messenger RNA, 2337 nt
Organism: Pantherophis guttatus
Lineage: Eukaryota; Metazoa; Chordata; Lepidosauria; Squamata; Colubridae
Gene: MFF
Product: mitochondrial fission factor
Biological process (GO): positive regulation of mitochondrial fission
Cellular component (GO): peroxisome; mitochondrial outer membrane
Source: RefSeq, a predicted model, not a curated record